AGAAAAUGCUGCUAUCAGUGACUUCCAGGCCUGGGAUUUCGACUUUUGGCUAUAACAAGAACAACAAGAAGAGCCACGGUGGGUGCAAAAAAGAAGAAAAAGAAGAUCUUUGCUGUGCCAGAAACCCUUAAGAAAAAGCUAAGGAAUUCCAUAGAGUUGAAGAUCAAGCAUCUGAGACAAAAGUUUGCCCCAACAAUGCUUUGAAAGGCAAGGAGGAAGCUUAUUUAUGAAGAAGAUAGGCAUUACCACAAGGAAUACAGGCAGAUAUACAGAACUGAGAUUUGAAUGGCGAGGAUGGCAAGGAAAGCUGGCAACUUCUAUGUGUCUGCAGAACCCAAAUUGACAUUUGUCAUCAGGAUCAGAGGUAUCAGUGGUGUGAGCCCAAAGAUUCGAAAGGUGUUGCAGCUUCUUUGCCUUCGCCAGAUCUUCAAUGGCACCUUUGUUAAGCUUAACAAGGCUUCAGUUAACAUGCUAAGGAUUGUGGAACCAUAUAUAGCAUGGGAGUACCCAAACCUGAAGUCAGUGAAUGAAUUGAUCUACAAGCGUGGUUAUGGCAAGAUCAACAAGAAGCGAAUUGCCCUGACAGAUAACACAUUGAUUGUCCGAUCUCUUGGUAAAUAUGGCAUCGUCUGCAUGAAGGAUCUGAUUCACGAGAUCUAUACUGUUGGAAAAUGUUUCAAAGAAGCAAACAACUUUUUAUGACCCUGCAAAUUAUCUUCUGCAUACAGGGGAAUGAAGAAAAAAGCACCCAUUUUGUAGAAGGUGGAGAUGCUAGCAACAGGGAAGACCAGAUCAAUAGGCUUAUUAGAAGGAUGAACUAAGGUAUCUACCAUGAUUAUUUUUCUAAUCUAGUCAGUUAAUAAAAUGACUACUUUCAUUUUUUUAAAAAAGAUGUUAUGUAUUUAUUCAUGGAGAGAAAGAGAGAGAGAGAGAGGCAGAGACACAGGCAGAAGGAGAAGCAGGCUCCAUGCAGGGAGCUCGAUGCGGGACUCGAUCCCGGGACUCCAGGAUCAUGCCCUGGGCCAAAGGCAGACGCCAAACUGCUGAGCCACCCAAGGAUCCCCUA
This is a messenger RNA of Nyctereutes procyonoides (raccoon dog), 1066 nucleotides long. Its product is annotated as 60S ribosomal protein L7-like. Gene Ontology annotation, cellular component: cytosolic large ribosomal subunit. Gene Ontology annotation, molecular function: structural constituent of ribosome; RNA binding. The transcript has 2 exons. Gene Ontology annotation, biological process: maturation of LSU-rRNA from tricistronic rRNA transcript (SSU-rRNA, 5.8S rRNA, LSU-rRNA). Lineage: Eukaryota; Metazoa; Chordata; Mammalia; Carnivora; Canidae. The record is from RefSeq and is a predicted model, not a curated record. Bases 286 to 702 code for a protein of 138 amino acids.